This is a messenger RNA of Hippocampus zosterae (dwarf seahorse), 2169 nucleotides long. It is a transcript of the gene dusp6, whose product is annotated as dual specificity phosphatase 6. The record is from RefSeq and is a predicted model, not a curated record. Bases 281 to 1474 code for a protein of 397 amino acids. The transcript has 3 exons. Lineage: Eukaryota; Metazoa; Chordata; Actinopteri; Syngnathiformes; Syngnathidae. Gene Ontology annotation, biological process: protein dephosphorylation; positive regulation of apoptotic process; negative regulation of ERK1 and ERK2 cascade. Gene Ontology annotation, molecular function: MAP kinase tyrosine/serine/threonine phosphatase activity; protein tyrosine/threonine phosphatase activity. Gene Ontology annotation, cellular component: cytoplasm; cytosol.
CCUCCGCCGCCGCCAUUCAGUAGCUUGUCGCCGAGCUCCGGGGUUCAGUGAGACAGAACAGGGACGACGAGGUAACAAGGACGACGACUCAUUCAAGCUUCGGCUCGACGAUUGCUGGAACUUCGAACUCCGCGGAUUGUGGCGUGGGCUCGUUGAGAAAGAAGUGUUUCGAAUGAGUAGGAACCAACCGUGGGAUUCAUUCACUACCCCGUCUUACGCGGAGCCUACCCGCCCGUUGAUUGAACAGCACCCCCGUCCACCUCCUCCGGGACCCGUCUAAAUGCUGGACAAGUUCAAGCCCGUGGCCCCUCCGCAGAAGCAGGCGCUCGACUCGAUGGUCAUGGCGGUGAGCAAGACGUCGGCGUGGCUCCGCGAGCAACUGGACGCGCCGCGCCGCGACUGCCUGCUGCUACUCAUGGACUGCCGCGGCCAGGAGCCAUACGAGUCGUCGCACGUCCAGGGAGCCAUCAGCGUCGCCCUGCCCGGCCUCAUGCUGCGCCGCCUCCGCAAGGGUAACCUGCCCGUGCGGGCGCUGCUCGCCGACGGGCCUGACCGUGAGCGGUUCGCGAGGCGUUGCAAGAGCGCCACCAUCGUGCUCUACGAUGAGUACAGCCGCGAGUGGAACGAAAACGUAGACGGCGGCUCCGUGCUGGGGCUCCUGCUGCGCCGCAUGAAGGACGAGGGCUACAAGGCCUUCUACCUGGAGGGUGGCUUCAGCAAGUUCCAAGCCGAGUUCCCCAAUCUGUGCGAGACCAACCUGGACGGGUCAUCUGACAGCAGCCCCCCUUCUACGCAGGUCUUGGGCCUGGGUGGCCUGCGCAUCAGCUCUGACUCAUCAGACAUCGAAUCGGACGUGGACCCGAGCAGCGCCACCGACUCGGACGGCAGCCCUUUGUGCAACCUGCAGCCGUCCUUCCCCGUGGAGAUCCUGCCCCACUUGUAUCUGGGUUGCGCCAAGGACUCCACCAACCUGGACGUGCUGGAGGAGUACGGCAUCAAGUACAUUCUCAACGUCACGCCGAACCUGCCCAACCUCUUCGAGAACGCCGGCGAGUUCAAGUACAAACAGAUCCCCAUCUCGGAUCACUGGAGCCAGAACCUGUCGCAGUUCUUCCCCGAAGCCAUCAACUUUAUCGACGAAGCUCGGGGCCAACACUGUGGCGUGCUGGUGCACUGCCUGGCCGGCAUCAGCCGCUCGGUGACUGUGACGGUGGCCUACCUAAUGCAGAAGUUGCAGCUGUCCAUGAACGAGGCCUACGACAUCGUCAAGACCAAGAAGUCCAACAUUUCACCAAACUUCAACUUCAUGGGUCAGCUGCUGGACUUUGAGCACACGCUGGGCCUCAAGAGCCCGUGCGACAACCGUCUCGCCAGCACCGCCGCCGUUGUCACGCCGCCCGGCGGCCAGCCCCUCUACUUCACCACGCCCACCAACCACAACGUCUUCCAGCUGGACCCCCUGGAGUCCACGUGAGUGGGCGACGACAGCUGAAAUUGUGAAAAUUUGACGACGACCUCGCGUCCUGCUAGGAGUUUUCUGCCAGGCAGCGGUCCCCUGACGUGCAUUCAAACCGGGCCGCCAUUUUGAGUCAUGGACCUAAUCUGACUUUUGAGAUUGUCUUCUAUGAAGACACAAACUGGACACUCUUGUGUAUAUAGUUGUUGAUUAUGCCAAAAAAAAGAAAAACAAUCAUAAAGCAGGAUUUUUCAUCAAGGUGUAAUCUAUUGCAGUGUCUUCCCAACCACAGCUGAGAAAAAUGUCCCGAAAAUAUGUCUCCUGAAAUAAUAUCAAAUUUUCCUCAGUUAUUUACAGUGUGGCUUGCAGGAGUAAAAGAAACAUACGCACACCAAGAGCUUGCGUGCGAGGACCAAUGGAGUCGAAUAAUACGUUCGUUUGGAAAUCACUGCUGUGCAGGCCUUGUUUUUGCACCUCCACUCCCAGCAAAUCAGUCCAGCUGAGGUUGCCUUAUUCAUUUCGCGUCCUCAUGUGACCUUCUAUGGGGACUGAUGUUGGCGUGUGCAUUUGCGUGUGUAUGCGGUAAGGGUCCCAGGAGGCUGCUCUUCUUGGGGAGGGGGAGAAACUGUGAUGAUGAAAUUGUGGAUGUCUCCCUCCCUCCUCCUAUGAAUGUAAAGAUAAGUUAUUAAUAAAUGGAUAUUUUGUCUACGAAA